UUUUCUUGGCGGAGUUGUAGCCCUUAGGUCUGAGGGUGUCCGUCGGAUCCAAAAUUGUGAAAAAAAACUCCGGUCCGAGACCUUUACUUAUGUUCCAGUGACAGCGAGACCAGUAGACAACGUUGACAUACUUAUUAGUUUUCUUCCAGAGGGUCUCAUUUGUCUUUGUGGAGUAGGAUCAAUCAGAGAAAGUAGCUGCCGACGAACCGGUUGAACCGGUUGCAAUUACAGUCAGCAUCCAAGAAGUCCGUUUCCUGGCUGGCAGUGCCUAUAGUAAGUCUAUAGUCUGAGAAGCGAGUCGAGUCUGGGUUACUCAAAACCUUCGAUGGAUGGCCCAGCGUACCCUGCGGGACACGGUGACCCGACGUAUCCAGUUCCGGGUCAAACACCGUACGUGCCCCCCGGGGGAGGUUAUCCUGCCCCCGGGCAGAACUACCCACCACCAGGACAGAACUACCCACCCCCUGGACAGAACUACCCACCACCCGGGCAGCCCUACCCACCCCCUGGGCAGAACUACCCACCCCCCGGGCAGACGUUCCCACCCCCGGUACAACCUGCCGGACCCGGGGGACAAGAGGAACGCCAGCCCUGGUACAGCCCCAAAGGAAAGGGCUGUGUUUACGUCACCCUCCUGGUGCUGAUGUUCGUCAUCUUCGGCAUCGUCAUCCUUCCCAUCGCCUGCCUCUGCAUGCUGUGCGCAUGCGCGGGUGGUGGCGGCGGUGGUGAUGGCGGAUCUUACGACGGGGGAUCGGGAUGCGAUGGAGGAGAUGGAGGAGAUGGUGGGGAUUGAUUUGAUUUGAUUUAUUGAAAUUGCAACAGUGCAAUACACGUGGGACACAGGCAGAUGUUGCUGGUGUUGUGUCCCACACAUAGAAACAUAGUGCGGGACGGACAAUAACCAUUUUCACUUGAUUAGCAUAUUCAAAUGAACAUCAUUGGAAACGCGAUAGAUAUUUCCCAGAACAUGUGGUUGUGGUUCGUGUGAGAAUAAUGAUGCACAUAUUUACUUUA
Branchiostoma belcheri (Belcher's lancelet) is the source of this 1014-nucleotide messenger RNA. RefSeq names its product proline-rich protein 2-like. The record is from RefSeq and is a predicted model, not a curated record. Bases 326 to 793 code for a protein of 155 amino acids. Lineage: Eukaryota; Metazoa; Chordata; Leptocardii; Amphioxiformes; Branchiostomatidae. The transcript has 4 exons.